Tupaia belangeri chinensis (Chinese tree shrew) is the source of this 1242-nucleotide messenger RNA. RefSeq names its product chromosome unknown C6orf58 homolog (gene CUNH6orf58). The coding region runs from base 1 to 1029 and encodes 342 amino acids. The transcript has 6 exons. The record is from RefSeq and is a predicted model, not a curated record. NCBI's taxonomy places the organism in Eukaryota, Metazoa, Chordata, Mammalia, Scandentia, Tupaiidae.
AUGGCUCACUUCCCUUCCCUGGUUUGUGUGCUAGUCAUUUGCUUUUCUGCUUGUUUAGCAGGAGCUUCCAAUUUCUCGGCCCUGUAUCCUCCUCGGUGGACAGAGUCUCCUGGCAAGUUCAGUGACUAUAGGGUGGAGAAUAACAAGUACAUUAUUGAUCCCUGGAUAUAUACUGAAAGAAUGGGUAUGUAUAAAAUCCUGCUAAACCAGACAGCCAGAUAUUUUGAAAGAUUUGCACCAGAUAACGAACAGAACAUCUUAUGGGGCUUGACUCUACAGAAUGGCUGGCAAUACAGGACAGGCAGAUUAGCUGAUCCCACCCGCAGGACAAACUGUGGCUAUGCAUCUGGAGAUGACUUGUGCAUCUCUGUAAAUAGUUGGUGGGCUGAUUUAAAUUAUUUUCUGUGUGCGUUGCCCUUCCUUGCUGCGAUUGAUUCUGGCAUAAUGGGGGUAUCCCCAAAUGAAGUCCUGCUUUUGCCACCACCCACGGACCAGAUGAAGUUUUGUUAUGAUGUUUCUAGCUGUCGUUCUGCCUUCCUUGUGACAAUGAACAAGUGGAAUGCUUUUUACAAGUAUUUGCAAUCACCUUCUAGCAACUUUGAUGACCUGUUGAAGUACUUGUGGGAUGCACACACCUCAACCUUGGACAGUACAGAGAAAAGUUUUGAAGAUAGGUAUAGCUACUAUUAUAAACCAGAAGCUGAUUUUGAGAAAACUUGGUUGGUGACUGUGGAAUAUUUAGCUCCAACUCGCUUCCCUACAACCUUGAUUAAAGUUCAUGAGUUCCAGGAGGGCCUGCCACCACGAGGCCUUCUUCCUAAUGACACUGCCCCUUUCAUCAGUGACUUCACUAGUUUUCAGAACUUCUUCCUGUUUGCCCUUAAUAGUCUUUACGCUGUGGAUAAAUAUACAGGUUCAUUAUCUUUGACUGUAUGGAAAACUUUAAUGAAGUCAGAAAUUACGAGAAAGGAAACUUUACAAGUUUUUUACAAAUUUGUUGAAAUAUUUAAUUCAAUACCUGCGAAAUGAUUAAUAAAAAAUGAACAAUUCUAACUUGAUGACAACCAGUACUUUCACAAAGUUAAUGUGACUGUAAUCAUAUAACUUUAUUGUUUCUGGUGUGUUUCACUUAUGUUAGGAUUUUGCCCAUGCAUUCCUAAGUUCAAAUUAAUACUGUGAUUAUUUUACUUAACUAAUAAUCAUUUCUUUGAAUUAAUAAAUUAUUAAAAUUAUUAGAAUCUA